AUGGGAAGAAAUGGGGCAAUUUAUUGGCGUAGUAAUCAGUGUUGAUUUCAGAUCCCCAUCAUUUUCUUCAUCUCUGUCAAUCUCCAAUUCUCCCAAAAGCCAGUCAAAACCAAACCCCCUUCCAUCUCCGGUGGCAUAAUCAUGACCUACGGCACCAUUCCGACCUCCUCCGCCACUGCCGCCGCCAACCUCGAAUACAUUUCCCGCGCGAAACAGCGCUUCAAAGACGGCCUCGGCCACCGCCGUCCAUGGCGUCUAAUCGCCGACUACCGCUCCUUCACUCUCCCUUCCAACCUCCACGACACUCUCGCUCGCAUCAAAGUCAACCUCGCUUACUUCCGUAUGAACUACGCCAUCGUCGUACUCGUAAUCCUCUUCCUCGCCCUCCUCUGGCAUCCGAUCUCCCUCAUCGUCCUCAUCGUCAUGAUGACCCUCUGGCUCUUCCUCUACUUCCUCCGCGAUCAGCCUCUCAUUCUCGCCGGCCGCGUCGUCGAGGACUGGGUGAUUCUCCUCAUUCUCUCCAUUUUCACUAUCGGCUUCUUGUUCUUGACCAACGCCACGCUCAACAUUGUCAUCGCGCUUCUGAUCGGCGCCAUCGUCGUUGUGGCGCACGCCGCCGUGAGGAAAACAGAGAAUCUCUACUUGGACGAAGAAGCUGCUGGAUUGAUGGCUCCUGGAUCGUGAUCGGAACUCAUUCCUGUUCUUAAUUGUAGAGGUUAUUUUUCCAUUUUCUUCUUCUUCUCCUGAUUCCUUCCAGUGAUAUCUGUUCUUGUUCGAAUUUAAAAUUGAUGAAAUUACGUAAUUCGAUUUCUGCUUUCCAAUUCCACUUGAUUUAUCAUUCUUGUGAUGCAAAUAGGUUUAUUGUUCUUGGUGUU
Messenger RNA from Cucurbita pepo subsp. pepo (vegetable marrow), 875 nucleotides. Its product is annotated as PRA1 family protein F3. Lineage: Eukaryota; Viridiplantae; Streptophyta; Magnoliopsida; Cucurbitales; Cucurbitaceae. Gene Ontology annotation, biological process: vesicle-mediated transport. Gene Ontology annotation, cellular component: Golgi apparatus; endoplasmic reticulum. The record is from RefSeq and is a predicted model, not a curated record.